This is a messenger RNA of Rhodamnia argentea, 1734 nucleotides long. RefSeq lists its product as uncharacterized. Bases 1 to 1734 code for a protein of 577 amino acids. The transcript is spliced from 2 exons. Lineage: Eukaryota; Viridiplantae; Streptophyta; Magnoliopsida; Myrtales; Myrtaceae. The record is from RefSeq and is a predicted model, not a curated record.
AUGGUGCCUCGAUGGAUCGAGAAACUAAAGAAGGCUUUAGAAGUUCUAGGGUGCACGGAUGAAGAAAAAGUGACCCUCGCGGUUUACCAACUAGAAGGUACCGCCGAUGAUUGGUGGAAGGCCACCGGAGGAGGAGUUUUUCUUGAGGGCACCGCCCUUAACAGGACCGCCUUCACCGAGGCGUUUAAUGGAAAAUACUCCUCGGAAACCGCUCAAGAACGGAAGCCGAUAGAGUUGCAACAGCUUCGCCGGAACCAACCGACGAUCGACCAGUAUGAAGCGGAGUUUACGAAACUGUCAAGGUACGCGUCGAGAAUGGUGGAGAAUCCGAUAGAUAAAGCACAAAGGUUUCGAGAUGGACUGAGGCCUAACCUUCGUAGCCAAAUGAUAGCACUAAACUUGAGGACCUACAACAAAAUGUAUGAACGAGGUCAAAUGAUCAAAAGGGACAUGAAAGAUAGGGCUGCCUCAUCUGGAUCUCCUAUUAUGGACAAUCGACAAUUUGGCAAUAGGCCAAUGGAAAAUAACAAGCGCUUUGUCCCUCCAAUCGGGAAGAAUAUUGGGAAGCCUGUUCAUCGCUCCAACUGGAACUGUCGCCUGUGCGGGAGAAAGCAUGGAAAUGGACCUUGCCCAAAUAGGACGGGUGUAUGCUUCAAGUGUGGCCAGGUGGGCCAUCAAAUGAGAACCCGCCCGAGUCAAGCUUCGAGACCACGGUUUCAAGGACAACGACCCCAAUAUGGACUGCCAGCAAGAGCUGCUCCGUCGAAUAACCAAAAUAGGCCGCCAGCUCAAGGACGAGUCUAUGCUGUGGCGCGUAAGGAGGCGGAAAAUGCGCCCGGCGUGGUUACUGGUACGGUUACAUUAUGCGAUCAUGCUACCUAUGCAUUGUUUAACCCCGAAGUAUCGUAUUCAUUUGUGUUUGCACGGUUCGCCGAAUUGGCUAAGAUGAAAUUGGAACCGUUGGGUGUAGUAUUGCAUGUUACCACCCCAUUAAAGGAUAAAGUAUUGGUUUCACUAGGAUGCUCGGAUUGUAAGAUAGUAAUUGGUGGUAGUGAAGAAAUAAUAGACCUAGCUGUGUUGACCAUGUAUGACUUUGACGUUAUUAUUGGGAUGGAUUGGUUGGGUAGGCAAGGGACUGUUAUGGAUUGUGGGAACGGGGUGAUCGGGUUUCACUCGACCGAUUUCCCUAGAUUCAAAUUUGUAGGAAGUCCGGGAGGGACCUCGAUCCCUUUAAUCUCGUCAUUGGAGGCGACUAAGUUGUUAGACGAGGGGUGCCAAGCCUAUCUGGCUGUAGUAGCGGACUCAACAAUCGAGGAACCAAAGUUGGAAGACUUAGUUGUGGUGCGCGAGUUUCCGGACGUCUUUCCUAAGGAGUUACCGGGAUCGCCACCUGAGAGAGAGAUAGAGUUCAUGAUCGAACUAGCUCCUGGGACCGAGCCAAUCUCGAAAGCACCCUAUAGGAUGUCCUUGUUGGAGUUAAAGGAAUUAAAGUUGAAUCAAGCCACUGUCAAGAAUAAGUACCCGUUACCAAGGAUAUACGACUUGUUUGAUCAGCUGCAAGGAGCAUCCGUGUUCUCCAAACUAGACAUAAGGACGGGUUACCACCAGUUGAGGAUUAAGAAGGAGGACAUACCGAAGUCGGCUUUCCGGACAAGAUAUGGGCACUACGAGUUUAUGGCCAUGCCAUUUGGAUUGACUAAUGCCCCAGCCGCCUUCAUGGAUUUAAUGCAUUGA